AUGCUCCCACAAAAAUCAGCCUCCGUCCUCCGGUCCGCCCUCCGCCCAGCGUCCUUCUGCGCCCGGACAUAUGCCACCGCCAUCCCCCACUUUGGCAAGCCCGUCGGCGGCUUCACUGGCGCCGUCGGCAACACUCCCCUUAUCCGUUUGAACAGGCUUUCCGAAGAAGUCGGCGCCAACAUCCUCGCCAAGGCCGAGUUCAUGUCUCCCGGUGGUUCCAUCAAGGACAGAGCUGCGCUUUACCUUGUCCAGGACGCUGAAGAGAAGGGCUUGAUCAGCCCCGGAGGAACAGUCGUGGAGGGUACUGCCGGUAACACUGGUAUUGGUCUUGCCCACGUCUGCAGGAGCAAGGGAUACAAGUGUGUCAUCUACAUGCCUGAUACCCAGAGUCAGGAGAAGAUUGACCUGCUGAGGAUGCUCGGCGCCGACGUCAGGCCUGUCCCUGCUGUCGCCUUUGACAACCCUCAAAACUACAACCACCAGGCCAAGCGUUACGCUGACUCGCUCGACAAUGCCGUCUGGACCAACCAGUUCGACAACAUUGCCAACCGUAACGCCCACAUCGUAACCACUGGCCCCGAAAUUUGGGAACAAACCGGCGGCAAGCUCGACGCUUUCAUCUGCUCCACCGGUACUGGUGGAACCCUGGCCGGUAUCACGCGGUACUUGACAGAGAAGAGCGAAGGAAAGGUGGAGAGCUGGUUGGCGGACCCUCCUGGAAGUGUGCUUUACAACCUCGUCGAGACUGGAGAGAUCAAAAGGGAAGGAAAUGGAUCCAUCACUGAGGGUAUCGGACAGGGCCGAGUGACCAACAACUUGGCCCCCGACCUCAAGCUCCUGUCUGGAGCUAUCCACGUCCCGGACUCGGCUUCCAUCAACAUGAUCUACCGUUUGCUGGAUGAGGAGGGUCUUUACGUUGGUGCUUCCAGUGCUUUGAACGUCUGGGCGGCCACGGAGCUUGCCAAGCGUAAAGGAAAGGGAAGCACUGUUGUUACCGUUCUUUGUGAUGGUGCUUACAGGUACCAGGCUCGUCUCUUCUCCCGAGUGUGGCUUGAAUCCAAGGGUCUCAUCUCCCAUAUCCCCGAACACCUCCAAAAGUACAUUGUCUUGGCCUAG
This is a messenger RNA of Cryptococcus amylolentus CBS 6039, 1116 nucleotides long. RefSeq names its product cysteine synthase. Gene Ontology annotation, molecular function: pyridoxal phosphate binding; cysteine synthase activity. The transcript has 4 exons. Bases 1 to 1116 code for a protein of 371 amino acids. The record is from RefSeq and is a predicted model, not a curated record. Gene Ontology annotation, cellular component: cytoplasm. NCBI's taxonomy places the organism in Eukaryota, Fungi, Basidiomycota, Tremellomycetes, Tremellales, Cryptococcaceae.